Messenger RNA from Astyanax mexicanus (Mexican tetra), 6139 nucleotides. It is a transcript of the gene npm1b, whose product is annotated as nucleophosmin 1b. Gene Ontology annotation, cellular component: nucleolus; centrosome; cytoplasm. Bases 45 to 938 code for a protein of 297 amino acids. The transcript has 11 exons. The record is from RefSeq and is a predicted model, not a curated record. Gene Ontology annotation, biological process: ribosomal large subunit export from nucleus; regulation of centrosome duplication; ribosomal small subunit biogenesis. NCBI's taxonomy places the organism in Eukaryota, Metazoa, Chordata, Actinopteri, Characiformes, Acestrorhamphidae. Gene Ontology annotation, molecular function: histone binding; RNA binding; chromatin binding.
AUGUCAGCCCUGACCAUUUUCGAGUCAUCAUUUGUGGCGCAAAAAUGGCAGAGGACAGCAUCCCAGAUCCCAGCAGACCUCAGAUGUUUUUAUUCGGGUGUGUGCUGAGGUCUGAUAAGAAGGAGCACAAAGUGGAGGUAGACGAUGAUGAAGCUGAUCACCAGCUGUCACUCAAAGCGGUGUGUCUGGGAGCAGAAGCAGAGGAUAAGUUCCAUACAGUGGAGAUAGAAGGAGUGACGUACGAUGGCAAGACGACCAAAAUCCCACUUGCUGUAUUGAAGCCUUCUAUUCUCCCUUCUUUAAGUUUAGGAGGUUUUGAAGUUACUCCUCCUGUCUCGUUCCGUCUGCAGUCCGGAGCUGGCCCAGUCUACAUAAGCGGACAACAUUUUGUUAGUGUGAAAGAGUCUGAUGAUGAGGAAGAGGAAGAGGAGAACAACUCAUCACCAGUAAAGAGACCGUCCAGCUUGGCCCCUGGCAAAGUAAAACAGAAAAAACUAAAAAUGGACUCAGAUGAGGACGACUCGGAUGAAGAUGAUGAUGAUGACAGUGAAGAUGAUGAUGACGAUGAUGAUGAUGAUGAAGAUGAAAAGGCAGUUGCGAAGAGCCCCAUUAUAACCCCAAAGAAAGCCACAGAGAAAAGCAAGAGUGCAGAUAAACAGAAUGGUUCUCCUGGGAAAAAAGACGGCAAACCUGAGAAGCCCAAUAACCAGGUUCCAGGGAAAGGGAAAGACAAGUCCGGAGCAGGGCCUUCUGGAAAACCCUCCACCAAGCUCAGCACAAGUGAAGUCAAGAACAGACUAGAAACAGCAUUUAAAGAGGGCAAGCCACUUCCAAAGACGGAACAGAAGUUUGAGAACUUCGCUAGAAGUUCUUUCAAGAUCGUAGACAAACAAGUGAUCAAAGACCUUUGGAACUAUGUGCAAACACUGAAAAAGUAAUGGCAGCAUUUUCCAGCUCUCCCUUCUUUCCCCCUCCCCUCUCCGAGUCCCCCCCACACCCCCCGAUGUACCAGAAGACUAAGGAUAUCCAGUGACUGCCUUCAGCUGUGAAUUCUGGCCUCUUCCAACUCGAAUGGAAUCCGUCCACUCUGCUCGGCGCAUAAUGAGACAGUUUAGAGUAGAAAAACACAGACUAGUGACAGGGAGAUCAUGAUCAUCGUUUAACCUGAUCUGCAGCUGAAGCUCUCCACAGUGGUGGUCAGUGUGGUAAGACAGCUAUAUAAAAAUAUUAUUAAGGGUGAUUUUUUUUUUUUUUUUUUUUGUGCUGAGUUGAAAUUGAGUUCAAAUGAAUGAAAUGCAUCUGUCCAGUUAUAGGAAUAGUAUAGUAUAAGAACACUGGCAAAUCCAGACCAGCCAGUAGGGCUGUGUAUUGCCAAGAACUUGGUGAUACAAUAUAAUGUGUAUCACUAUAAAGUGACUAUGAUUCAAUAUAUCGCAAUAUGUUGGGAUACUGUAAGUAAUUCAUUGGUGGUUAAUGUUGUAAGCAAGAUAGUAAGAAUUAUUAGAGGUAGUUUUUGAUUUGAGUUGAGUUAUCUGAUGUUAAAUGCAUCUGUUCAGUUAGAAAUAGGAAUAGUAUUUCUAAAGGAAUCAAAUUGAAACUGGCUAGUAGGGCUGUGUAUUGGCAAGAAUACAAUACAAUCUGUAUGACCAUACAGAGGUACAGUUGAGGACGAUAUUAUUAGCCCCCCUAUGAAAUUUUAAGUCUCCUCAAGAUUCUGGCAAGAUCCUUUUUAGCAGAGCAAGGCAGUUCUAACAGAGCAUUUCUGAACAUACAAUUUUUCAUUUGAAGGACCAAAAUAUUUAUAUUUGUGCACCAAAAUAUUAUUAUGUAAGAAUAAGCUAAAAUGACCAGGGACAUUAUUAUUAGCCCCCUUUAAGAAAUUAACAUUUAUUAAGUCAUCACACAAGCCACUUUUGUGCAGUGAUGUGCUUUACCUUCUCAGGUGAUGUGCAUAAAGGUGAUCAGGUGAAACAGAUGACUGCACUGAAUUAAGUUAAGUUAAUUAACUUAUUUAAGUUAAAACAUGGUAUAAAAGCCUCAUUAUGGAGCUGGCAGUUGAGGAAGCAACAUGCCAAAAAAAAAGGAAAUCAGUUUGGACCUGAGAAAAAGAAUUACUGAUGCACACAAAGCAGGAGAGGCAUAUACAAAGAUAUCCAAGCGUUUCCAAGUGUCAAGAACUGGAGUGAGAGGCAUCAUUCAGAGAUUCAAAGACAGCAACACAGUGCAGAACAAGCCUGGCAGAGGUAGAAAGAGAAAUAUUUCAGAGAGACUGGAAAGAAUACUAGUGAGAAAUGUGUCUAGAGACCCCAGAUUAACUUCCAAGGCACUGGCAAAUGACUUGGCCACAUCAGGAAUCAUAGUCUCUAAGAAGACCAUCACUAGAACUCUGCACAGGAAUGACCUGUGAGCGUGCAGACCAAGAAAAACUCCACUUUUGAGGAAGAGGCACCUUCAAGCAAGACUUAAGUAUGCUCGGGACAACCUGGAGAAAAAUUAUUCAUACUGGAAGCUUGUCUUAUGGUCUGAUGAGACUAAACUAGAGCUCUUUGGCCACAGGGACACUGCUUAUGUUUGGAGAAAAAAAGGACAGGCAUUCAACCCAAAGAACACCAUCCCCACAGUGAAGCAUGGUGGUGGGAGUAUUAUGCUAUGGGGAUGCUUCAGUGCAUCUGGAACUGGAAAUCUUGUCAAGGUGGAUGGAAUCAUGAAUAAAGAAAAAUAUGUGACUAUUUUGAAAGAGAACCUUAAGCAGUCAGCUGUGAAACUGGGUCUGAGAGGUCACUUCAUUUUCCAACAUGACAAUGAUCCUAAACACACAUCCCUUCUGGUGAAGAACUAUCUCCAGAUGACCAAAGUGAAUGUCAUUGAAUGGCCUGCACAAAGCCCUGACUUAAAUCCAAUAGAAAAUCUGUGGGGUGACCUAAAGAAAAAUGUCCAUGCAAGACAACCAUCGAAUCUAGAGGAACUUGAGAGAUUUGCCAAAGAAGAAUGGGCCAGGAUUCCUCAAAUGAAGUGUGAGAGACUUGUUGUAAACUACAACAAACGUCUGCAGGCAGUAAUCCAGCAAAAAGGAUACACAAUUAACUAUUAGGAUGUGGGGGGCUAAUAAUUUUGACCCUGAUAGUUUUUGUGUUUUGUGUAAUAUCUUCAUUUCUGAGUGGAAUACAAUAUAGUGUAAGCAUUCAAAAUAAAACUAUGAUGUCUAAAAAAGCUGUGUUUAGUUUAUUUUGCUCUGGUUAACAUCACUUGGAAAAUCCUUAGAAAACAAGGACUAUUUUGUAAGGGGGCUAAUAAUAUCGUCCUCAACUGUAUAUUGCGAUAUUCAAUAUGUAAUGAUAUAUUGGGAUACUGUCUUAAUCAAAUGUUAGAUAUUACAAUAAUCAUCAAUUAACCUGAUCUCUGCAGCUAAAGCUCUCCACAGUGUUGGUCUGUGUGGUAAGACAGCUAUAUAAAAAUGCUGAGUAGAAAAUAAGUUCUAAUUAAUAAAAGGCAUCUGUUCAGUUAUUGGUCAUGAGAUAGGUAAGCUUGAGUUGAGUUUGAGACUGGCCAAUAGAGCUGUUCAUUUACAAGAAACUACAUUUUGCAAUAUAUUGCAAAAUAUUCUAAUACUGUACGUAAGGCGAUUAUAGUAAGGCGACUCUGUAGUGGGCGGGGUUUAAACACAAUAAAGGUGGAAAACUGUCUGACAACAAUCUUUACAUGUGAACUAAUAAUUAAGAAUAGAUACUGUUGUUUUUUUUUUGUUUUUUUUUUUUGAGAAUCAGUACAGUAUUACAAAACGGAAUAUUGCGAUACUUCGAUAUAUCAAUAUUGUCUUACACCCCUACUGGCCAGUGUGCUUAUAUUUUGUUCUGGAAAAAAGUCCUGGUGUAUCUAAGCAGGUUAGCAUUUUGCACUACAGUACCUGUUUCUGGCCAGCUUGUUUUGGUGUUUUUCUCUUCCCCACCCCCCCACCCCCAAUGAUUUUUUUUUUCAGGUUAUGCUCAUUUUCUGUAAAUAGUGCUAUUCAUUUUAAUGUGCAAACAUGGCAGCUGAAAGAUUGCCGAAGAUUCUGUCUGGUCCCGCGCAUUCCGUCUGGCUUGAAAAGUGUUCCGUCUGACUGAGGAUUCCGUCUGCCUCACAGUGGGCCUUGUAGCUGUGAGGAUGUCGUCUGGCUGAGCUUCCAUAGCUCCCCUGUCUUUUACAGGCUGAAAAUUGGAAGUGACGGCAAGCUGAGCCCCUCUCUCUACGUACAAACUGGAGUCAUAAAAAGUGAUCAUUUUAGAUGGUUCCGUUACCCCACUGUGACAGUGAAUGAUGGUUAUAUUGGUUUAAGUUGUUUCUGUAGUGCUUGGAUUCGCAGCAGUUUAGCUAAUGUGCUGAUCUUUUACUUUGUCCUUUUUUUUUUUUAAGUUUGAUUUUGUUCAUUCAGUUCUUAAUUCUUAGUUCUACAGUUCAAACUGUAAUUGUAUUGUAUUAUAAGUGUUGUGGUACUAAUGCUGCAUUCCAUUUUAACUCUGAUGUCAGAAUGAUCAAAAUUAGGAAAUUUCAACAGGAAAUCAGAUUUCCUGCUUAGAAAUAACUGGAAGAAACUCACCAACCCAUAGUACAAAAUCCAAGAUGGCUGCUUUGCACAUUAACAGGUCCAAGUGGAUAUGAUUUCAUUGAGUUUGGAUGCCCAAAAUAUUGGAUGUUACUGCUAACUGGUAUCACUAACAAUGCUAACUUGGUACAAAGCUAACAAUGGCAAUAUGGGACUUAAAGUGGAAUAGAUUUGCCUUGAAACACAGAUAAAUAAUUACUAAAUCAGUUGUGGGAAACACCGAAGUAUUUUUCUAACUUUUGGUAAAAUUGGCUGAAUGAUGAAAUGUAAAGAAUUAAAUUUGGGUUUGAUGUCAUUCCCAGCUCCAACAUCUGACUUCAGAAAAAAAUGAAAUGCAGCAUUACUCGGGAAGUUUCAAGAAGAUUUUAAACAUGAGUGAUCUUUGUUUUAAUGUGUUUUUAAGAGUUAACAAGUGAAAUAGCUUGUAUUCUAUAAGAGUCAUGGAAAACAUAUGUACCCAACUAUAGCUACUGUGUCUAACUGAAGAGUUAAUGUUUUCAAUUGUGACACUAAAAUGGUAAAUAACAUUUAAUAUGUUACCUGAUAAGUUCUCAUUUCUCUUUAAAGUGUGCACACAGAACUUAGCAUCUGGACACAACCUAAAAGCAGAUUUAUGCUUUUGUGUCAAAUCUACGCCAUAGCCUACAUAUACCCUAAAUGCAUAAAUGUGUCCUGUGCGCAGACCGCAGAAGGUUUGUUUGGUCGGCAGAGAUACACUUACUAUCUUUACAUAGGUACAAAUGCUUAAAGCGGUGUAGAGUAGAGGUGGGCGAUAUGGCAUCAAAAUAAAAUCACGAUAUUUCAUGGUAUUAUCGUGGCGAUAUAAAUUAUUUUUUUUUUUUUCAAGAAUACACUACUGCAACAAAAUGAAAUUUUAUUUUUUUUAUUGCAUACGAUUUAUGCCACACCCUUACCUGAGAUAUUUAAAAAAUACAAGAAUUUGAUCAGAUUUGUAACAGAAGUCAAGGAUCCAAAAUGUCAUGAUGACUUAUAAUGCACUCUAAAUAUCUCCAUGUAACCAGUAUUAAAGUAAAAUAAAUGAUACUGGACAGACAUAAUCUAGUACUAUUCUAGUAGAUAUAUAAUGGAAAAUGAAAACAGUGGAAAAAAGUAUUACCCUGAUGUAAUAAGUGGGGGUGGGUGAUAUGGCACGAUAUUUUUUAGAGUAUAAUAACGUUCACGAUAUUCAAAAAUGUUGGCAAUAUUAUCGUGUACGAUAUGAUAUGGCACACCGCUAGUGUAGACUCUACGUUGACUCAACACAAAAGUAUAAAUCGGCGUUUACUGACUGAGUCCAGAUGUAGGUAGUCCAGUUAAGAGAUGGCCUAAGCAAAUUUCAUUAAUGACUGAAAUCAUCUCAACAGCCAGUCCUCCACAUAAAGUAUACAUUGUGUUCUGUUGAGUUUUGUUUUGUUUAUUUUCUUUAUUACUAUUACAGUAUUAACUACUUAGUUUGAAGUUUUGCAUGAGCUAAAUUGGUUCAGCGUAUCCAUGCCUGUUGAUUUUUGUAUAUUAAUGUCCCUGGAACGAAAGGAAUAAAAAUGAAACUGACCCAGA